AAUUUUCUUCAGUUUGUUGUCCAUCUGAAAAUCCAUAUAUUUAUUCAUUUCAAAGUUCGAUUAAAACGUCCAGUUAAAAGUUCGGUGACAAGGGACGAUUGACAUGGCGCGCAGUCCUCACCAUAGCGCGAGAGGAGGAAUCGCGAGCGCGCGAGGCAAAACUUAAAUAGAAAAUAUUUCGUUGGAAUUAAAUGAGUAGUAUGUUUAAGCAUCUUGUCUUGCAAAAAAUUCGAGUGCGUUUUAAAUAGUGUUCAUCAGUAACACUUUUGAAAACCGACAAUCAUCAUAUCUUGCCCUGACCGAACAAUGUCUCCCAAAUGUUGGUUGUUCACUUGUUUAGAAUUAUAAUUUAUAUCGUGAGCAUUGUCGUAUAUUGCAUAAGUAACGUACAUUAAAGAAGUGAUCUUCGUGAUGAUGUAUCAACUAGAUGCAUGUAAGUAUGAACGUUACGGGAGUAAUCGAGCCCAAAGGCAGGCGUGAUAAACACAGUGAGUAUGGUGGCAACUCCCUCACUAGAGCUGAGUGCUGGAUGAUCUCAGCGACGUCCGCAUUCAGUACGCCGCUUCUAUAAUAACCUCGGGCCUGGAGGACGCUCGGUUCGAAUUCGUGAGAGCGCUGAUUUCGGUUUCCAAGAGGCGAGGCGAUAAAAGCGACGUCUUGAGAUGGCGGAAACUGCUCCUGCUCAACCACCAGCUGCGGCUACUUCAGCGCCUAAAAGCCCCAAGAAGAAGCGCGCCGCUCCAAAGGCCAAGAAGGUCGGCCCCAGCGUGUCCGAGCUCAUCCUCAAGGCUCUGGCCAGCAGCAAGGAGAGGAACGGCGUGUCUCUUCCUGCGCUCAAAAAGUCGCUUGCUGCCGGAGGAUACGACGUGGAGAAGAACAAUGCCCGCGUGAAGUUGGCCAUCAAGAAGCUCGUGGCCAAAGACGCCGUGGCGCAAGUGAAGGGCAGCGGCGCGUCUGGCUCUUUCAAACUCAACAAGGAAAAGGCUGCCGCAAAGGCGAAGCCCAAGUCGUCAACGGCAAAGCCCGCAGCUAAAAAGCCCGCGGCAGCCAAGAAGGUGAAGAAGCCCGCGGCAGCCAAGAAGACCGCGCCCAAGAAGUCUCCCAAGAAAGCAAAGAAGCCCGCGGCUGCCAAGGCGGCCAAGAGCCCCAAAAAGGUGAAGUCGGCUGUUAAGCCCAAGAAGGCGGCGAAGAGCCCAGCCAAGCCCAAGGCUGCGAAGCCCAAGGUCGCUAAGCCCAAGACCGUCAAGGCCAAGGCCGCCAAACCCAAGGUGGCCAAGCCCAAGAAGGCCGCGGCCAAGCCCAAGAAGACUGCGCCAAAGAAGUGAAUCCGAUGGGACGACCGACGCUCGAUUCACUCCACCUCAACGGCUCUUUUCAGAGCCACCCACUUCGUUAAAAAAGUGUACCAGAUGCUGCUGCGCUUCAAUUAGUUCAAAUUAACUGUGUAACAUUUCACCCACUCGAUGUGUUUUAAGCAUUGAUGUGAUGGGAGUGAUCGAGCCCGAAAGCAGGGAUCACAAACACAGGCGAGGCGGGUGGCAGCUCCCUCACUCGAACUGAGUGCAGAGUAAUCUCAGCGACGUCAGCAUUCUCGCUGGCGAUUCUAAUUAAAUCCAGAUUCAAAAUCGAUGCAUUCUUGACGAACCUCCAAUUUUGAUUAUGUGUUGCACCUCUUCAUUCCGUCAUCAUGCUACUGGUGCCAAAUAUGGAAUUUAGUCUAAAAAUGUAUUGAUUCCAGACAGCUUUACUCAAUUUGCCUUCAUUCGCUCGUUCUCGCAUUUUCACUUUGUUUUUGUUUUGUAAACAUUGCGGUGCACCAUCUAAACUUAAAAGUAAGUUCAUCUUGUUCACUUGCAAACAAGACCUUACAUCGAUUAUUCACUCCACGUGCAAUCUUGCAACAGAUGGCGUUCCUCUGGCGUUCGCUGCGGGUGUGCCAAUAUCAUUCCAGAGUGCUUCGAAGAAGGGCCAUUGCCCAAAACGUCGCAUAUUAUACAUGUCAAGGAAGUGUUAUUGACGACGGUGGAGGGUUUUCUUCGUCGCAGAGGUUAAAGGUGGAAGGUUUAAGGCGGAGCCAUCGCGGAGGGCAGGGGUGGUCGGUGACGUCGCCACGCUUCGGGUAUAAAGGCGGCUGCUGCUGCAAGCUG
Lethenteron reissneri (Far Eastern brook lamprey) is the source of this 2147-nucleotide messenger RNA. Its product is annotated as histone H1.5-like. Gene Ontology annotation, molecular function: structural constituent of chromatin; DNA binding. NCBI's taxonomy places the organism in Eukaryota, Metazoa, Chordata, Hyperoartia, Petromyzontiformes, Petromyzontidae. The record is from RefSeq and is a predicted model, not a curated record. Gene Ontology annotation, biological process: nucleosome assembly. Gene Ontology annotation, cellular component: nucleosome.